AUGUCAGGAAGAGGCAAAGGUGGUAAGGGACUCGGGAAAGGAGGCGCUAAGCGCCACAGGAAGGUGCUGCGGGACAACAUCCAGGGCAUCACGAAGCCUGCCAUUCGCCGUCUCGCUCGCAGAGGUGGCGUGAAGCGCAUUUCUGGCCUCAUCUACGAGGAGACCCGUGGGGUGCUGAAGGUCUUUCUAGAGAAUGUGAUCCGGGACGCCGUCACUUACACCGAGCACGCCAAGAGGAAGACUGUCACAGCUAUGGAUGUGGUCUAUGCUCUCAAGCGCCAGGGCCGCACUCUGUAUGGUUUUGGAGGUUAA
Messenger RNA from Pseudophryne corroboree (corroboree frog), 312 nucleotides. Its product is annotated as histone H4. Gene Ontology annotation, biological process: nucleosome assembly. Gene Ontology annotation, cellular component: nucleosome. The record is from RefSeq and is a predicted model, not a curated record. The transcript has a single exon. The coding region runs from base 1 to 312 and encodes 103 amino acids. Gene Ontology annotation, molecular function: structural constituent of chromatin; DNA binding; protein heterodimerization activity. NCBI's taxonomy places the organism in Eukaryota, Metazoa, Chordata, Amphibia, Anura, Myobatrachidae.